Messenger RNA from Trichogramma pretiosum, 1932 nucleotides. RefSeq names its product asparagine synthetase domain-containing protein 1. Gene Ontology annotation, molecular function: asparagine synthase (glutamine-hydrolyzing) activity. The transcript is spliced from 5 exons. Lineage: Eukaryota; Metazoa; Arthropoda; Insecta; Hymenoptera; Trichogrammatidae. Bases 168 to 1907 code for a protein of 579 amino acids. The record is from RefSeq and is a predicted model, not a curated record.
GAGGCUCAACCGCUCAAGACGUGUCGUUUGUGACUAUUUGCCGGCAAAUCUAUCGAAACCCUAACCUUGAUUACUACUUUUACGUACCAAUAGAACAUUGUGAAACGCGUGUCUGCUAAGUAAUACUUCGAUUUUUAUUUUAAAAAUCUACUUUUGAAAAUUACACGAUGUGUGGAAUAUUUUGUGUUUGUAACAAUAAAAAAACAAUUGAUGAAUCAGAGACCCACGAAACUCCAUCAGAGUGGGAACAAUGCAAAGAACUCAUCAAAGCUAGAGGUCUUGAUGCUUAUGGUGAUUGGGAGGAACAAACGGAUCAUUGGAAAUGUCAUUUGCAUGCUAGUGUUUUGUGGAUGCAAGGUAUACGACCAAUUUCACAACCACUCGUUGAUAGCGACCGAAAUGUUCUUCUCUGGAAUGGAGAUGUUUUAAGUGGCAGCAUGCACAUGGAAAAAAUUUGCGAUAGCGAUGUAGUGAUGUCAGCUUUAAAACUUGCUGAAGUACCAUCCGUUUUAAGAGAAGUUAAGGGGCCAUUUAGUUUUAUUUAUUAUCAAAAAUCGUCUAAGUUAUUAUAUUUUGGAAGAGAUCGAUUUGGUAGGCACAGUCUGGUUUUUAGAUUAAAUGAAGAUCAUACGCAACUACUUCUAUCGUCUGUGGCUCCUAAAAGUGUGUCAAAUGUGUAUGAACUACCAGCUAUAGGUAUUUUUGUUGCAGAUUUUAAUAAUGAUCAAAUUCAGCUAAAGUGUAUUCCAUGGUAUGAGCCCAACGAACGGUUCGAAAAUACUUUGAAAGCAUUUUCUGAACAUUUCAAAAUAAAUAUAAAUGUUGUAGAAACUGAAUAUUUACCUAAAAUGGAAGGUUUGUCCCUGAAUAUUAUUCCUAACUCUGAAAUGGGAUUUUUAAAGUAUACAAACCUUUGUGAAGAAUACAAAACAUUUGAUGAUAUAAUGUCUCAUAUGUUGAAAAAAGAAAACAUUAGCCAAACUGUGAAUAACUUAGAAAGGGUACUUAAUGAAGCAGUUAGAAGAAGAGUAAAAAUAAUACCCAAAUAUUGUAAAGAUUGCACUAAAAUAAGAUUUGAACAAAAUGCAACUUGUCAACAUUCAAAAGUAGGUCUUUUAUUUUCUGGAGGUUUGGAUUCAGCAGUACUUGCAGUUCUAACCCAUAAUCAUCUUGAUAGUAAUGAAACAAUUGACCUUAUUAAUGUAGCAUUUGAAAGAAAAAACAUAACUAAUUACGAAGUGCCAGAUAGAAUUACUGGGAGACAGACGUACAAUGAAUUGUUACAAAUUUGCCCUGGAAGAAAAUUCAAUUUUGUUGAUGUCAACAUUACAGAGCAAGAACUUGAAAAAUAUAGAUCAACACGGAUUGCAAAUUUAGUGAAUCCACAUUCAACUAUUUUAGAUGACAGUUUAGCUUGUGCAGUUUGGUUUUCCAGUAGAGGAAAAGGAGUGUUAUAUCCCAGUAAACAAGCUUACAACUCAACUUGUCGAGUUCUUUUACUUGGCAUGGGGGCAGAUGAACAAUUUGGUGGUUACAUGAGGCAUAGAACCACUUUGAAAAAUAAAGGCUGGAGUGCUCUGACAGAUGAAUUGAAACUUGAAUUUGCAAGGAUUUCAGAAAGAAAUUUAGGCCGAGAUGACAGAAUGGUUGCUGAUCAUGGCAGACAAUCAAGAUUACCUUACUUGGAUGAAGAUUUAGUUACCUUUGUUCAAAGAUUACCUCCUUGGGAAAGAUGUUGCCCUAGUGAAAACUUCCCACCAGGACUAGGUGAUAAGCUCCUGUUACGUUUAUUGGCGCGAAAAAUUGGACUGAACGAAGCUUCAAAAUUACCGAAACGAGCUUUUCAAUUUGGUUCGCGAAUUGCAGAUGGAAAAGAAAACGCCAAGGACAUAUCCAAACGCAUAUAAUUAUUCAAUCGUAUCAUCUUUUCUG